GAAAACAGGAAUGACAUGAACCCGCGCGGAACAGCUGCCGGCGCGGUGUCCAGGGCAGCACCCCGCCCGGUCCCGGCCCCUCCAGCCCCGGGCCCGACCCCUCCUACGCCUCUGCCUCGACGCGAACGCGGAGCCCGAGCGCGCGUCACGCCGUGUGGGGCCGAAGAGGCUGCUACCCAGAGGCGGAGUGCGGGCUCGCGAGGGUCCCCGCCCCACUCUCGCUCCCGCCAGCACCAACGGACUCGCGUCCUCGCCGCGCGCCGACUCGGGAGCAGCACCGCCCCCGGCACAGGAGCCUCACGCGCCUCUUACCUAACAGGAAGUUGUGUGGAAGCAGCGCGGACCCACGGCGCACCGAACGCACUCCAACAGAACCCGACGCAGACACGCGCUUUCAACCGGCGGAGACACCGGCAGGGCCAGAAACGCGCGCAGCGGGGGCCGGAGGUCUCUUCACCGUCCGCCCAUCCUGUCGCGCGCCGCGUCAGGUCCCCAUUCGGCAUGUGGCUUGUCUUCCGUCGUCCCCACCCUCGCCCCUCUUGGCCCCUCAGGGCAGCCCUGGGAUUCGGCAGACGCCAGUCCUCCCUGAGAUGCUUCCCCAUCCUUCCCUCCGCCAGGCCCUACGUCUCCGCAAACCCCACGCUUCGGGGUGGCCGCCUCAGACAGGACCCUGAGUCCGAGACUGGGGUAGGGGACCUGCCCGAUCCUGUAACAACCCUCGUGCUUCUGCGCAAUCGCCUCCCACUAGCGGUGAGUGUUGGGUGUUUACCUUCCCGGUGUCCCACUGAGAAGCGGGCUCUUCCUUGGCGGGGGCUUCUUCAUUGCCUCGCUGUGGGUGUCGAGGUGGGGCAGGAGAGUGAGGAGAAAACAGAGAGGAGGGAGGUAGAGCCAACGAGCGAGAAAAGGGGAGGGAAAUUUAGAUGGAAAGUGGAUGGGUCUGAGGAAUUUGAACAAACACUGACAAUGAAGGAGAGUGACCUGAGCAAGUAGUAGUGGGGUAAAUGGAAAUAGACAAAAUGGGAAUCAGCAGAGAUAUGGAGGACAGAAUACAAUGAGGAGGCCUUGACCGUCAGUAGCAGAGAGGGCAACAGAAGCCUAAUUCCCAAAUUCCUUAGAUGGUUUUCUGAUUUCCAAAUUAGUUUCCCUUUUAAAUUUAUUGUGUCAGGUUCAGCUUAUGAGGCCUCAAUACUUUUCAGUCUUAAUUGUAUAUUGAAAAUACUUUUUGUUUACUAAAUACUUUUUACAUUAAUUCAGUGUGCACUCCGUAAGGAUAUUGAUGAUUUGAGUUAGUUUAGUAUUCAACAGCUUCCUCUAUUCCUUUAUAUGAUCUCUGUAUUUAAUGGCUGUGGCAUAAAGUUUCCAACUAAGUAUAAGUAUCAAGUUUUCUUUGUGCUGUUUUCUGCAAAUAUUGAAGGAUGACCUGGAUUGUCCUAGAACUUUGUUCCAACAGAUUACAUGUGUUCAUAAUGAAUAAAUUGCUCAAAGAUAUUUCCAAAGCUCACCUUUUAUGUUUUUCAGUUCCAAUAAUUACAUCUUUUUAAGGUUUAUAUUUUUUGAUGACUUAAUGUGAUGUUCUGGAGAAGACAAAUGCUUUUAAUCAAUAUGAUUAAAACCGUGAAAGACAAAUCGCUGUUACUUAAGAGUGUGACAUAUGAUCUGAAAUCUUUAGGGGGCAGGGAUGUUAAGGGAAAACUGCCGCUAUCGUAUCAAGGUCAUGCCAUUCCUGUGAAGCUGGUGCUGGUUACUCUCUACUGGCUUCUGUUCACCUUUCCACCGGCCCCAAGACACACACAUAGUGACACAAGGCAGUGGACAGGGAAAGAGCAAGACUUUAUAAAGUAAGCACAGAACAAAGGUAUCUUUCUAAUGAGUAGGAGGUGUUGGUUCUGGGAAGGAAGCUUGGUUUUUGGGUAUUCAGGAUCCAGAAGUGAGAGAGCCUGGGAAGUUCAGGAACCAGAGAAAGAAAAAGACUUGCCCAUUCUCACCCAUGACCCUGUGCUCAGCAGGUACUAGCAGAGACUUCAGGCUCUGUGACUAAAAGGGGUCAGACCAGUUGAUAUACCCACAGCUGCCAUGUAAGGAUGUGUGUGGACUUCACUAGGGAAGAACGGUGUUAUGAAAGAAGGGGCAGGAAAACUCACCUGUUGGUCUCCAUGUAGACGUUUAUUGUCCUGAAUUCCUGGAGGUUCAGUGAAAAGCAGAAGAUUGUCUUUUACACAUGUUGAGUUAUGCCCCCAUAUAUGUGGUUGUGGUAAAGAAAGAGGGUGUGUUGAUGAGAGGUCCUGAAAUGCAUUUUCCUAAUACUCAGCAGGGGCUUCUCAAGAAGGAUCUUCCCUAAGAAAGAAGCUCAGAGAACAAAAAUGGAGAAGGAUUAGAUAUGGCACUUUCACUGGAAAAAGUCAUGUUAUUCAUUGAUUGUUUUGUCAUCUCCCUCCUUAAGUGUUGUUUUUAGGAUGUGGUAAUCUCUGACCCUGCCUAACACAUUUCCCAACUCACCCAUAGCCUUCCCUUAACGUCCUCCCAUCUUCACACUAUCACACUGUGACCCAGUGAAUUCGAACUUGCGAAGUUCCAUUCGGGGGGUCAUAUGGGAAGGGCUUCACACCCAGACAUAGAUUAUAGAUGGGAAGUGGGCCACAUGGUGUCAGUGAGGCAAGUAUGGAUCGUUUAGGGACAAUGCACUGUCAGAACUUUGUUGACCAUGAUUAGAGAAACUGUGCAUAUUAGUAGUGAAUUAGUGUCAGGAAUACCUGACAAAUCCUGGAAAAGAAGAUUGAUGAGAGGAAAUGUGUUCUGCCCAACUGUAUAAUGCAUUUGAAGCUUAAAACAAUGAAUCAGUAUUGAUCUGGUCACAAAAUAUUAAUGAUUUGAAUUAAAAAGAAAAGUUUAGAAAAUGAUAGCUUUGACAAAUUGGGGUAGCAUUUCAUCCACACGAUGGAGUGUGUUUUGUUCAGUAAUUGAUUUAAAAAUGGAAUCAACCUAAGUGUCUAACAGGAGGGAGUUUUAUAAAUUGUUCACAGAGCAUCUGUUCCAAGGAGGCCUUGAUGUUCAUAGAUUUGUAAAGAAUGCUGUUUACUAGCACACUGACUCCUCUGCAAAUGUCUGAGGGUUCCUCCACUUGGGGCAAGUUGGGGGUUUGAUCGCAGAGUAAAUAAAUGGUGCAUUUUAUAAUGUAAUAUAUUCUAGCAAGAUGCAGCCCACAAACUGUAUAGAUACUCUUAUGUACCACGUAAAGUUCAUGUACUACUUUAACCAGAACUUGAUACUGUAUGUAUGUUUUUUUUUAGAUUUGGAUAAAAUGACAACUCAUUGUUAUUUCCAGUUCACAAAGUAAUUGUGAGGCUGAAUAAAUUUUAUUAUUUUAUAGACAUAUAUGUAAAAUGAAUUUUUCUAUGAAACUCAUUUUUGAUGUAUAUUAGAUGCUAUUUUAUAUUCUGUAGUUUAAUUAUAUGUACGCACACACAAACACACACUUCGGUGUCUUAUUAUGUUUCUGCAGUGAAACCAAAAUCCUUCCUUCACGUCCUUUGAUUUUGUUUUCCUCAGGAAGGCAGGAGCUAUUGUAUAUGAUAAAAUAUUAUGUUUUAUUCAGUCCACUUAUGAAAUUGUUUAACAUUGUUAUAAAUAUUUAUAUAACUUAUUUUAAAUUUCCAAAUAACAUAGGUUACAUGAAAUUUGACAACUUAAUUUUUUUCUUUUCACAACUAUUUUGACUGUACACUCACCAAAAAUCAAAAUUUAGACAAAAUUGACUUUUAGACUAAUUCUCAUUUUUUACAUGUAAAAGACCACAUGGGACUUUUAAGUCUAGGUUGCCCUGAGUCUACAGUCACGGAGGUUUUAUGUCACUAUGUCCUCCAUACUAAUAAUAUGAUUUUCAGGCUUUAUUCAUGUCAUUUUUAUAUCCUCAUUAAGUUUUAAAAUUUAUUUACUUGAGUCUACAAAUUUAUUUCAAAUCGUAGUCAUAAUAUUUGGCUGUUGUAAAUAGACACUGAUUUUGCGUGUUUGCUUUUUUUAAGGACUAAUGUUGCUGGACAGGCAGGUAUUAGAGACAGGGUGGAUCUGCUGGACAGGCAGGUAGUGUAGAUGGCGUGGAUCUACCGGCCAGGCAGGUAGUGUAGACAGGGUGGAUCUGUUGGGUAGGCAGGUAGUGUAGACAGGAUGGAUCUGCUGGACAGGCAGGCAGUAUAGACAGAGUCGAUCUGCUGGACAGGCCGGUAGUAUAGACAGGGCGGAUGUGCUGGCCAGGCAGGUAGUAUAGAAAGGGCGGAUCUGCUGGCCAGGCAGGUAGUGAAGACAGGGCGGAUGUGCGGGCCAGGCAGGUAGUAUAGAAAGGGCGGAUCUGCUGGACAGGCAGGUAGUGUAGACAGGGUGGAUCUGCUGGGCAGGCAGGUAGUGUAGACAGGGUAGAUCUGCUGGAUAGGCAGGUAGUAUAGACAGGGUGAAUCUGCUGGACAGGCAGGUAGUGUAGACAGGGUGGAUCUGCUGGACAGGCAGGUAGUGUAGAUAGGGUGGACCUGCUGGACAAGCAGCUAGUGUAGACAGGGUGGACCUGCUGGACAAGCAGGUAGUGUAGACAGGGUGGAUCUGCUGGCCAGGCAGGUAGUGUAGAUAGCAUGGAUCUAUUGGCUAGGCAGGUAGUGUAGACAGGGCGGAUCUGCUGGACAGGCAGGUAGUAUAGACAGGGUGGAUGUGCUGGAGAGGCAGGUAGUAUAGAGAGGGCGGAUCUGCUGGACAGGCAGGUAGUGUAGAGAGAGUGGAUCUGCUGGACAGGCAAGUAGUAUAGACAGGGCGGGUCUGCUGGACAGGGAGGUAGUGGAGAUAGCAUGGAACUACUGGCCAGGCAGGUACUGUAGACAGGGUGGAUCUGCUGGGCAGGGAGGUAGCGUAGACAGGGUGGACCUGCUGGAUAGGCAGGUAGUGUAGAAAGGGUGGAUCUGCUUGAUAGGCAGGUAGUAUAGACAGGGUGGAUCUCCUCGACAGGCAGGUAGUGUAGAUAGCGGGGAUCUACUGGCCAGCCAGGUAAUGUAGACAGGGUGAAUCUACUGGCCAGCCAGGUAGUGUAGACAGGGUGGAUCUGCUGGGCAGGCAGGUAGUGUAGACAGGGUGCAUCUGCAGGAGAAGCAGGUAGUGUAGACAGGGUGGAUCUGCUGGCCAGGCAGGUAGUGUAGAUAGCGUGGAUCUGCUGGCCAGGCAGGUAGUAUAGACAGGGUGGAUCUGCUGGGCAGUCAGGUAGUGUAGACAGGGUGGAUCGGCUGGACAGGCAGGUAGUGUAGAUAGGGUGCACGUGCUGGACAGGCUGGCAGUGUAGACAGGGUGGACCUGCUGGACAAGCAGGUAGUGUAGACAGGGUGCAUCUGCUGGCAAGGCAUGUAGUUGUAGAUAGCUUGGAUCUACUGGCCAGGCAGGUAGUGUAGACAGGGUCGAUGUGCUGGAUACGCAGGUAGUAUAGAGAGGGUGGAUCUGCUGGACAGACAGGUAGUGUAGACGGGGUGGAUCUGCUGGCAGGCACAUAGUGUAGACAGGGUGGACGUGCUGGACAAGCAGGUAGCGUAGAGAGGGUGGAUCUGCUGGCCAGGCAGGUAGUGUAGACAGGGUGGAUCUGCUGGGCAAGCAGGUAGUGUAUACAGGGUUUACCUGCUGGAUAGGCAGGUAGUAUAGACAGGGUGGAUCUGCUCGAAAGGCAGGUAGUAUAGACAGGGUGGAUCUGCUGGACAGGCAGGGAGUGUAGAUAGCAUGGAUCUAAUGGCCAGGCAGGUAGUGUAGACAGGGUGGAUGUGCUGGGCAGGCAGGUAGUGUAGACAGGGUGGACCUGCUGGACAAGCAAGUGGUGUAGACAGGGCGGAUCUGCUGGCCAGGCAGGUAGUGUAGAUAGCGUGGAUCUACUGGCCAGGGAGGUAGUAUAGACAGGGUGGAUAUGCUGGGCAGGCAGAUAGUGUAGACAGGGUGGAUAUACUGGACAAGCAGGUAGUGUAGACAGGGCGGAUCUGCUGGGCAGGCAGGUAGUGUAGACAGGGCGGACCUGCUGGGCAGGCACGUAGUUUAGACAGGGUGGUCUGCUGGACAGGCAGGUAGUAUAGACACGGUGGAUCUGCUGGCCAGGCAGGUAGUAUAGACAGGGUGGGUCAGCUGGCCAGGGAGGGAGUAUAGACAGGGUGGAUCUGCUGGACAGGCAGGUAGUAUAGACAGGGUGUAUCUGCUGGCCAGGUAGGUAGUGUAGAUAGCGUGGAGAUAAUGGCCAUGCAGGUAGUGUAGACAGGGUGGAUCUGCUGGCCAGGCAGGUAGUGUAGAUAGCGUGGAUCUACUGGACAGGAAGGUAGUGUAGACCGGGUGGACCUGCUGGGCAGGCAGGUAGUGUAGACAGGGUGGAUCUGCUGACCAGGCAGGUAUUAUAGAUAGGGUGGAUCUGCUGGACAGGCAGGUAGUAUAGACAGGGCGGAUCUGCUGGCCAGGGAGGUAGUAUAGACAGGGCGGAUAUGCUGGACAGGCAGGUAGUGUAGACAGGGUGGAUCUGCUGGGCAGGCAGGUAGUGUAGACAGGGUGCAUCUGCAGGAGAAGCAGGUAGUGUAGACAGGGUGGAUCUGCUGGCCAGGCAGGUAGUGUAGAUAGCGUGGAUCUGCUGGCCAGGCAGGUAGUAUAGACAGGGUGGAUCUGCUGGGCAGUCAGGUAGUGUAGACAGGGUAGAUCUGCUGGAUAGGCAGGUAGAAUAGACAGGGUGGAUCUGCUGGACAGGCAGGCAGUGUAGACAGGGUGGAUCGGCUGGACAGGCAGGUAGUGUAGAUAGGGUGCACGUGCUGGACAGGCUGGCAGUGUAGACAGGGUGGACCUGCUGGACAAGCAGGUAGUGUAGACAGGGUGCAUCUGCUGGCAAGGCAUGUAGUUGUAGAUAGCUUGGAUCUACUGGCCAGGCAGGUAGUGUAGACAGGGUCGAUGUGCUGGAUAGGCAGGUAGUAUAGAGAGGGUGGAUCUGCUGGACAGGCAGGUAGUGGAGAUAGCGUGGAUCUACUGGCCAGGCAGGUAGUGUAGACAGGGUGGAUCUGCUGGGCAAGCAGGUAGUGUAUACAGGGUUUACCUGCUGGAUAGGCAGGUAGUAUAGACAGGGUGGAUCUGCUCGAAAGGCAGGUAGUAUAGACAGGGUGGAUCUGCUGGACAGGCAGGGAGUGUAGAUAGCAUGGAUCUAAUGGCCAGGCAGGUAGUGUAGACAGGGUGGAUGUGCUGGGCAGGCAGGUAGUGUAGACAGGGUGGACCUGCUGGACAAGCAAGUGGUGUAGACAGGGCGGAUCUGCUGGCCAGGCAGGUAGUGUAGAUAGCGUGGAUCUACUGGCCAGGGAGGUAGUGUAGACAGGGUGGAUAUACUGGACAAGCAGGUAGUGUAGACAGGGCGGAUCUGCUGGGCAGGCAGGUAGUGUAGACAGGGCGGACCUGCUGGGCAGGCACGUAGUUUAGACAGGGUGGUCUGCUGGACAGGCAGGUAGUAUAGACACGGUGGAUCUGCUGGCCAGGCAGGUAGUAUAGACAGGGUGGGUCAGCUGGCCAGGGAGGGAGUAUAGACAGGGUGGAUCUGCUGGACAGGCAGGUAGUAUAGACAGGGUGUAUCUGCUGGCCAGGUAGGUAGUGUAGAUAGCGUGGAGAUAAUGGCCACGCAGGUAGUGUAGACAGGGUGGAUCUGCUGGCCAGGCAGGUAGUGUAGAUAGCGUGGAUCUACUGGACAGGAAGGUAGUGUAGACCGGGUGGACCUGCUGGGCAGGCAGGUAGUGUAGACAGGGUGGAUCUGCUGACCAGGCAGGUAUUAUAGAUAGGGUGGAUCUGCUGGACAGGCAGGUAGUAUAGACAGGGCGGGUCUGCUGGCCAGGGAGGUAGUAUAGACAGGGCGGAUAUGCUGGACAGGCAGGUAGUGUAGACAGGGUAGAUCUGCGGGACAGGCAGGUAAUAUAGACAGGGUGGAUCAGCUGGACAGGCAGGUAGUGUAGAGAGGAUGGAUCUGAUGGACAGGCAGGUAGUGUAGAUAGGGUGGACCUGCUGGACAGGCAGCUAGUGCAGACAGGGUGGAUCUGCUGGCCAGGCAGGUAGUGUGGAUAGCGUGGAUCUAUUGGCCAGGCAGGUAGUGUAGAAAGGGCAGAUCUGCUGGUCAGGUAGGUAGUAUAGACAGGGCGGAUCUGCUGGACAGGCAGGUAGUGGAGAUAGCGUGGAUGUAUUGGCCUGGCAGGUAGUAUAGACAGGGUGGAUCUGCUGGCCCGGCAGAUAGUGUAGAUAGCAUGGAUCUACUGGCCAGGUAGGUAGUGUAGAUGGGGUCGAUCUACUGGGCAGGGGGUAGUGUAGACAGGGUAGACCUGCUGGAUGGGCAGGUUGUAUAGACAGGGUGGGUCUGCUCAAUGAGCAGGUAGUAUAGACAGGGUGGAUUGCAGGACAGGCAGGUAGUGUAGACAGAGUGGAUCUGCUGGACAGGCAGGUAGUGUAGACAGGGUGGACCUGCUGGACAAGUAGGUAGAGUAGACAGGGUGGAUCUGCUCGCCAGGUAGGUAAUGAAGACAGGGUGAUCCUGCUGGGCAGGUAGGUAGUGUAGACAGGGUAGAUAUGCUGGAUAGGCAGGUAGUAUAGACAGGGUGGAUCUGCUGGACAGGCAGGUAGUGUAGACAGGGUGGAUCUGCUGGACAGGCAGGUGGUGUAGACAGGGUGGACGUGCUGGACAAGCAGGUAGAGUAGACAGGGUGGAUCUGCUCGCCAGGUAGGUAGUGAAGAGAGGGUGGAUCUGCUGGGCAGGCAGGUAGUUUAGACAAGGUAGAUAUGCUGGAUAGGCAGGUAGUAUAGACAGGGUGGAUCUGCUGGACAGGCAGGUAGUAUAGACAGGGUGGAUCUGCUGGACAGGCAGGUAGUGUAGACAGGGUGGAUCUGCUGGACAGGCAGGUGGUGUAGACAGGGUGGACGUGCUGGACAAGCAGGUAGAGUAGAGAAGGUGGAUCUGCUCACCAGGUAGGUAGUGAAGAGAGGGUGGAUCUGCUGGGCAGGCAGGUAGUUUAGACAAGGUAGAUAUGCUGGAUAGGCAGGUAGUAUAGACAGGGUGGAUCUGCUGGACAGGCAGGUAGUAUAGACAGGGUGGAUCUGCUGGACAGGCAGGUAGUGUACUUAGGGUGCAGCUGCUGGACAGGCAGGUAGUGUAGACAGGGUGGACCUGCUGGACAAGGAUGUAGUGUAGACAGGGUGGAUCUCCUGGUCAAGCAGGUAGUGUAGACAGGGUGGACCUGCUGGACAGGCAAGUAGUGUAGACAGUGCAGAUCUGCUGGCCAGGCAGGUAGUGUAGAUUGCGUGGAUCUACUGGCCAGGCAGGUAGUAUAGACAGGGUGGAUCUGCUGAGCAGGCAGGUAGUGUAGACAGGGUGGAUCCGCUGGACAAGCAGGUUGUGUAGACAGGGCGGAUCUGCUGUGUAGUCAGGUAGUAUGGGCAGGGCGGAUCUGCUGGGCAGGCAGGUAGUGUAGACAGGAUGGUCUGCUGGACAGGCAGGUACUGUAGACACGGUGGAUCUGCUGGCCAGGCAGGUAGUGUAGAUAGCGUGGAUCUGCUGGCCAGCAAGGUAGUGUAGACAGAGUGGAUCUGCUGGACAGGCAGGUAGUGGAGACAGGGCGGAUCGUACAAGCAGGUAGUAUAGACAGGGUGGAUCUGCUGGGCAGGCAGGUAGUGUAGACAGGGUAGAUCUGCUGGACAGGCAAGUAGUAUAGACAGGGCGGGUCUGCUGGACAGGUAGGUAGUGAAGAUAGCGUGGAACUACUGGCCAGGCAGGUAUUGUAGACAGGGUGGAUCUGCUGGGCAGGCAUGUAGUGUAUACAGGGUGGACCUGCUGGACAAGCAGGUAGUGUAGACAGGGUAGAUCUGCUGGCCCGGCAGGUAGUUUAGAUAGCGUGGAUCUACUGGCCAGGCAGGUAGUGUAGACAGGGUCGAUCUACUGGGCAAGGGGUAGUGUAGACAGGGUGGACCUGAUGGAUGGGCAGGUUGUAUAGACAGGGUGGAUCUGCUCAAUGGGCAGGUAGUAUAGACAGGGUGGAUCUGCUGGACAGGCAGGCAGUGUAGACAGAGUGGAUCUGCUGGACAGGCAGGUAGUGUAGACAGGGUGGACCUGCUGGACAAGUAGGUAGAGUAGACAGGGUGGAUCUGCUCGCCAGGUAGGUAGUGAAGACAGGGUGGAUCUGCUCGCCAGGUAGGUAGUGAAGACAGGGUCGAUCUGUUGGACAGGUAGGUAGUGUAGACAGGGUAGAUAUGCUGGAUAGGCAGGUAGUAUAGACAGGGUGGAUCUGCUGGACAGGCAGGUAGUGUAGACAGGGUGGAUCUGCUGGAUAGGCAGGUAGUGUAUUUAGGGUGCACCUGCUGGACAGGCAGGUAGUGUAGACAGGGUGGAUCUGCUGAACCCGCAGGUAGAGUAGACAGGGUGAAUCUGCUCUCCAGGUAGGUAGUGAAGACAGGGUGGAUCUGCUGGGCAGGUAGGUAGUGAAGACAGGGUCGAUCUGUUGGACAGGUAGGUGGUGUAGACAGGGUAGAUAUGCUGGAUAGGCAGGUAGUAUAGACAGUGUGGAUCUGCUGGACAGGCAGGUGGUGUAGACAGGGUGGACGUGCUGGACAAGCAGGUAGAGUAGACAGGGUGGAUCUGCUCGCCAGGUAGGUAGUGAAGAGAGGGUGGAUCUGCUGGGCAGGCAGGUAGUUUAGACAAGGUAGAUAUGCUGGAUAGGCAGGUAGUAUAGACAGGGUGGAUCUGCUGGACAGGCAGGUAGUAUAGACAGGGUGGAUCUGCUGGACAGGCAGGUAGUGUAGACAGGGUGGAUCUGCUGGACAGGCAGGUGGUGUAGACAGGGUGGACGUGCUGGACAAGCAGGUAGAGUAGACAGGGUGAAUCUGCUCUCCAGGUAGGUAGUGAAGACAGGGUGGAUCUGCUGGGCAGGUAGGUAGUGAAGACAGGGUCGAUCUGUUGGACAGGUAGGUGGUGUAGACAGGGUAGAUAUGCUGGAUAGGCAGGUAGUAUAGACAGUGUGGAUCUGCUGGACAGGCAGGUGGUGUAGACAGGGUGGACGUGCUGAACAAGCAGGUAGAGUAGACAGGGUGGAUCUGCUCGCCAGGUAGGUAGUGAAGAGAGGGUGGAUCUGCUGGGCAGGCAGGUAGUUUAGACAAGGUAGAUAUGCUGGAUAGGCAGGUAGUAUAGACAGGGUGGAUCUGCUGGACAGGCAGGUAGUAUAGACAGGGUGGAUCUGCUGGACAGGCAGGUAGUGUACUUAGGGUGCAGCUGCUGGACAGGCAGGUAGUGUAGACAGGGUGGACCUGCUGGACAAGGAUGUAGUGUAGACAGGGUGGAUCUGCUGUCCAGGCAGGUAGAGUAGAGAGGGUCAAUCUGCUGGACAGGAAGGUAGUAAAGAGAGGAUGGAUCUGCUGGGCAGGCAGGUAGAGGAGAUAGCAUGGAUCUACUGGCCAGACAGGGUGGACCUGCAGGAUAAGCAAGUAGUGUAGACAGUGUGGAUCUGCUGGACAGGCAGGUAGUGUAGAUAGCGUGGAUCUGCUGGCCUGAUAGGGAGUAUAGACAGGGCGGAUCUGCUGGUCAGGUAGGUAGUGUAGACAGGGCGGAUCUGCUGGCCAGGCAUGUAGUGUAGAUAGGGUGGAUCUACUGGCCAGGCAGGUAGUGUAGACAGGGCGGAUCUGCUGGACAGGCAAGUAGUAUAGACAGGGUGGAUGUGCUGGAGAGGCAGGUAGUAUAGACAGGGUGGAUCUGCUGGACAGGCAGGUAGUGUAGACAGAGUGGAUCUGCUGGACAGGCAAGUAGUAUAGACAGGGCAUGUCUUCUGGACAGGCAGGUAAUGGCUAUAGCGUGGAACUACUGGCCAGGCAGGUACUAUAGACAGGUUGGAUCUGCUGGGAAGGCAGGUAGGGUAUACAGGGUGGACCUGCUUAAGAAGCAGGUAGUGAUGACAGGAUGGAUCUGCUGGCCAGGCAGGUAGUGUAGAUAGUGUGGAUCUACUGGACAAGCAGGUAGUGUAGACAGCGUGGACCUGCUGGAUAGGCAGGUAGUAUAGACAGGGUGAAUCUGCUCAACAGGCAGGUAGUAUAGACAGGGUGGAUCUGCUGGACAGGCAGGUAGUGGAGAUAGGGUGGAACUACUGGCCAGGCAGGUAGUGUAGACAGGGUGGAUCUGCUGGGCAGGCAGGUAGUGUAUACAGGGUGAACCUGCUGGACUAGCAGGUAGUGUAGACAGGGUGGAUCUCCUGGUCAAGCAGGUAGUGUAGACAGGGUGGACCUGCUGGACAGGCAAGUAGUGUAGACAGUGCGGAUCUGCUGGCCAGGCAGGUAGUGUAGAUUGCGUGGAUCUACUGGCCAGGCAGGUAGUAUAGACAGGGUGGAUCUGCUGAGCAGGCAGGUAGUGUAGACAGGGUGGAUCCGCUGGACAAGCAGGUUGUGUAGACAGGGCGGAUCUGCUGUGUAGUCAGGUAGUAUGGGCAGGGCGGAUCUGCUGGGCAGGCAGGUAGUGUAGACAGGAUGGUCUGCUGGACAGGCAGGUACUGUAGACACGGUGGAUCUGCUGGCCAGGCAGGUAGUGUAGAUAGCGUGGAUCUGCUGGCCAGCAAGGUAGUGUAGACAGAGUGGAUCUGCUGGACAGGCAGGUAGUGGAGACAUGGCGGAUCGUACAAGCAGGUAGUAUAGACAGGGUGGAUCUGCUGGGCAGGCAGGUAGUGUAGACAGGGUAGAUCUGCUGGACAGGCAAGUAGUAUAGACAGGGCGGGUCUGCUGGACAGGUAGGUAGUGAAGAUAGCGUGGAACUACUGGCCAGGCAGGUAUUGUAGACAGGGUGGAUCUGCUGGGCAGGCAUGUAGUGUAUACAGGGUGGACCUGCUGGACAAGCAGGUAGUGUAGACAGGGUAGAUCUGCUGGCCCGGCAGGUAGUUUAGAUAGCGUGGAUCUACUGGCCAGGCAGGUAGUGUAGACAGGGUCGAUCUACUGGGCAAGGGGUAGUGUAGACAGGGUGGACCUGAUGGAUGGGCAGGUUGUAUAGACAGGGUGGAUCUGCUCAAUGGGCAGGUAGUAUAGACAGGGUGGAUCUGCUGGACAGGCAGGCAGUGUAGACAGAGUGGAUCUGCUGGACAGGCAGGUAGUGUAGACAGGGUGGACCUGCUGGACAAGUAGGUAGAGUAGACAGGGUGGAUCUGCUCGCCAGGUAGGUAGUGAAGACAGGGUGGAUCUGCUCGCCAGGUAGGUAGUGAAGACAGGGUCGAUCUGUUGGACAGGUAGGUAGUGUAGACAGGGUAGAUAUGCUGGAUAGGCAGGUAGUAUAGACAGGGUGGAUCUGCUGGACAGGCAGGUAGUGUAGACAGGGUGGAUCUGCUGGAUAGGCAGGUAGUGUAUUUAGGGUGCACCUGCUGGACAGGCAGGUAGUGUAGACAGGGUGGAUCUGCUGAACCCGCAGGUAGAGUAGACAGGGUGAAUCUGCUCUCCAGGUAGGUAGUGAAGACAGGGUGGAUCUGCUGGGCAGGUAGGUAGUGAAGACAGGGUCGAUCUGUUGGACAGGUAGGUGGUGUAGACAGGGUAGAUAUGCUGGAUAGGCAGGUAGUAUAGACAGUGUGGAUCUGCUGGACAGGCAGGUAGUGUAGACAGGGUGGACCUGCUGGACAAGUAGGUAGAGUAGACAGGGUGGAUCUGCUCGCCAGGUAGGUAGUGAAGACAGGGUGGAUCUGCUCGCCAGGUAGGUAGUGAAGACAGGAUCGAUCUGUUGGACAGGUAGGUAGUGUAGACAGGGUAGAUAUGCUGGAUAGGCAGGUAGUAUAGACAGGGUGGAUCUGCUGGACAGGCAGGUAGUGUAGACAGGGUGGAUCUGCUGGAUAGGCAGGUAGUGUAUUUAGGGUGCACCUGCUGGACAGGCAGGUAGUGUAGACAGGGUGGAUCUGCUGAACCAGCAGGUAGAGUAGACAGGGUGAAUCUGCUCUCCAGGUAGGUAGUGAAGACAGGGUGGAUCUGCUGGGCAGGUAGGUAGUGAAGACAGGGUCGAUCUGUUGGACAGGUAGGUGGUGUAGACAGGGUAGAUAUGCUGGAUAGGCAGGUAGUAUAGACAGUGUGGAUCUGCUGGACAGGCAGGUACUGUAGACAGGGUCGAUCUGCUGGACAAGGAUGUAGUGUAGACAGGGUGGAUCUGCUGGUAAGGCAGGUAGUGUAGAUAGCGUGGAUCUGCUGGCCAGGCAGGUAGAGUAGAGGGGGUCAAUCUGCUGGACAGGAAGGUAGUAAAGAGAGGAUGGAUCUACUGGCCAGGCAGGUAGUGUCGACAGCUUGGAUCUGCUGGCAGGCACGUAGUGUAGACAGGGUGGACCUGCUGAACAAGCAGGUAGUGUAGACAUGGUGGAUCUGCUGGGCAGGCAGGUAGUGUAGAUAGCGUGGAUGUACUGGGCAGUCAGGUAGUGUAGAAAGGGUGGAUCUGCUGGGCAGGUAGGUAGCGUAGACAGGGUGGAUCUGCUGGACAGGUAGGUAGUAUGGACUGGGUGGAUCUGCUGGACAGGCAAGUAGUAUAGACAGGGCGGAUCUGCUGGCCAGGGAGUUAGUAUAGACAUGGCGGAUCUGCUGGACAGGCACGUAGUGUAUAGAGGGUGGACCUGCUGGACAAGCAGGUAGUGUAGACAGGGUGGAUCUGCUGGCCAGGCACGUAGUGUAGAUAGCGUGGAUCUACUGGCCAGGCAGGGAGAAUAGACAGGGUGGAUCUGCUGAGCAGGCAGGUAGUGUAGACAGGGUAGGUCUGCAGAUAGGCAGGUAGUAUAUACAGGGUGGAUCUGCUGGACAGGCAGGUAGUGUAGACAGGGUGGAUCUGCUGGACGGGCAGGUAGUGUAGAUAGGGUGGACCUGCUGGACGGGCAGCUAGUGUAGACAGGGUGUACCUGCUGGACAAACAGGUAGUGUAUACAGGGUGGUUCUGCUUGCCAGGCAGGUAGUGUAGAUAGCGUGGAUCUAUUGGCCAGGCAGGUAGUGUAGACAGGGCGGAUCUGCUGUUCAGGUAGGUAGUGUAGACAGGGCGGAUCUGAUGGCCAGGCAUGUAGUGUAGAUAGGAGGGAUCUACUGGCCAGGCAGGUAGUGUAGACAGGACGGAUCUGCUGGACAGGCAGGUAGUAUAGACAUGGUGGAUAUGCUGGAGAGGCAGGUAGUAUAGACAGGGCGGAUCUGCUGGACAGGCAGGUAGUGUAGACAGAGUGGAUCUGCUGGACAGGUAAGUAGUAUAGAGAGGGUGGGUCUGAUGGAGAGGCAGGUAGUAUAGACAGUGUGGAUCCGCUGGACAGGCAGGUAGUGUAGACACGGUGGAUCUGCUGGACAGGCAGGUAGUGUAGUUAGGGUGGCUCUGCUGGACAGGAAGGGAAUAUAGAUAGCGUGGACCUACUGGCCAGGCAGGUAGUGUAGACAGCUUGGAUCUGCUGGCAGGCACGUAUUGUAGUCAGGGUGGACCUGCUGGACAAGCAGGUAGUGUAGAAAGGGUAGACCUGCUGGCCAGGCAGGCAGUGUAGAUAGCGUGGAUCUACUGGCCAGGCAGGUAGUAUAGACAGGGUGGACCUGCUGGACAAGCAGGUAGUAUAGACAGGGUGGAUCUGCUGGGCAGACAGGCAGUGUAGAUAGCGUGGAUCUACUGGCCAGGCAGGUAGUAUAGACAGGGUGGAUCUGCUGGGCAGUCAGGUAGUGUAGAUAGGGUGGAUCUACUGGCCAGGCAGUUAGUGUAGACAGGGGGGAUCUGCUGGACAGGCAGGUAGUAUAGACAGUGUGGAUGUGCUGGAGAGGCAGGUAGCAUAGACAGAGCGGAUCUGCUGGACAGGCACGUAGUGUAGACAGAGUGGAUCUGCUGGAUAGGUAAGUAGUAUAGAGAGGGCGGGUCUGCUGGACAGGCAGGUAGUGGAGAUAGCAUGGAUCUAUUGGCCUGGCAGGUAGUAUAGGCAGGGUGGAUCUGCUGGGUAGGCAGGUAGUGUAGACAGAGUAGACCUACUGGACAGGCAGGUAGUAUAGACAGUGUGGAUGUGCUCGAGAGGCAGGUAGCAUAGACAGGGCGGAUCUGCUGGACAGGCAGGUAGUGUAGACAGAGUGGAUCUGCUGGACAGGCAAGUAGUAUAGACAGGGCGUGUCUGCUGGACAGGCAAGUAGGGGAGAUAGCGUGGAACUACUGCCCAGGCAGGUAGUGUAGACACGGUGGAUCUGCUGGGAAGGCAGGUGGUGUAUACAGGGUGUACCUGCUGGAGAAGCAGGUAGUGUAGAGAGGGUGGAUCUGCUGGGCAGGCGGGUAGUGUUGACAGGGUGGACCUGCUGGACAAGCAAGUAGUGUAGACAGUGCGGAUUUGCUGGCCAGGCAGGUAGUUUAGAUUGCGUGGAUCUACUGGUCAGGCAGGUAGUAUAGACAGGGUGGAUCUGCUGAGCAGGCAGGUAGUGUAGACAGGGUGGAUCUGCUGGACAAGCAGGUAGUAUAGACAGGGCGAAUCUGCUGGGCAGGCAGGUAGUGUAGACAGCGUGGACCUGCUGGACAGGCAGAUAGUAUAGACAGGGUGGAUCUGCUCGACAGGCAGG
Pan troglodytes (chimpanzee) is the source of this 16542-nucleotide messenger RNA. RefSeq lists its product as uncharacterized. The coding region runs from base 16 to 990 and encodes 324 amino acids. The transcript has 2 exons. The record is from RefSeq and is a predicted model, not a curated record. NCBI's taxonomy places the organism in Eukaryota, Metazoa, Chordata, Mammalia, Primates, Hominidae.